Molecule: messenger RNA, 1857 nt
Organism: Macrobrachium nipponense
Lineage: Eukaryota; Metazoa; Arthropoda; Malacostraca; Decapoda; Palaemonidae
Product: thialysine N-epsilon-acetyltransferase-like
Exons: 7
Coding region: 150-1010 (286 amino acids)
Molecular function (GO): N-acetyltransferase activity
Source: RefSeq, a predicted model, not a curated record
GAAGAGCUGUUACAGCAUAAAUUUUAAUCCUAAUACUACUACUGUUACUGAUUGACGACGACGAAUCGUGACUGAUAGUAAUGAGAUAACCUGACAUUUAAGUAGGAAGUCUAGUUAAAGGAAGUCUAGUUAACAUAUUAUAGGUGGAGAUGUCCAAUACAAAAAUCAGGAAAGCCAAUGCCUCUGACAGUGAAAAGUUAUUGGUUUUGAUCAAAGAGCUGUCAAAAGAGCUCCAGUUGACAUCAUCAGUGCAGUUAAUGCAAAAAGAUCUAGAGGAUGGUGAAUCUGGAAGGCCAGCAGUCUUUACUGUAUAUGUGUGUCAGAAUGACCAAGGUGCCCUUAUCGGGUAUGUACUAUUUUACAACACAUAUUCUACUUGGGAAGGCAGAAGUCUUUGUGUAGAGGAACUCUAUGUCAUUCCAUCCAAGAGGAGAAAGGGGAUAGGCUCAUCUUUACUAAAGAAAGCAGUACAGGUUGCGCUCGAGAGAGGAUGCAGUCGUGUUAAUGUCACAGCGUAUCCAGGAAAUAAAUUCCUUAUGAGUCAGGGUGCUAUUGACCUCACAAACAUUGAGAAGUGGCUUUUCUUCAGAAUAAACCAAAAAGCUAUGGAAGAUUUUGCUCAUAGGUGUAAAAUUGUAGAAGGAACCAAAAUAAGGGAAGCAACCAAUGAAGAUUUUAAAGGUGUCAUGAAACUCAUUCAUGACCUUGCAAAUUAUGAGAAGAUGCCUGAUGGCCCAGUGAUUACUGAAAAAACUUUAGAAGAAGACAGCCAAAGCAGUGAGACAUUCUAUGAAUGCUAUGUGGCAGAAGCAGAGGGUCAGUUGGUUGGAUAUAGCAUCUUUUUCUACACUUUCAGUGGAGAAGGACCUGGUGUAUACAUGGAGGAUCUGUAUGUAACCCCAGAGUACAGGAAAAGGGGAAUUGGAUUGGCACUAUGGGGAAGUGUGAUUAAGGAAUGGAUUUAUACAUCUAUCCAGGGUACCCGUGAAGAUUUCAGCUGUGGUGUUUGAUGUAGAAAGGUUGAAUUCAAAAGGCUAUCCUCAGUCAUUGAGUCAGCCAUGGAGAGUCUUAUGAGGUUUCUGCUGCCCCUCUCGGUGCCAAAGAUGCCACAGAUAUACACUAUUGUUUUGCCAAGUGAACCCUCAUCUUGCUGUCUUGGGGAAGUCUUGUUGCAGUCUUCAUCUGCAAUGUUGUUUAUCUCUUUCAAAUAAACAUCAAAUCUAGCUGUCUUAGCUGAAGUAACAGUCUCCUUUUAAUGUCAAAGUGGUUGGAAGCGGUGGCUUUUCCACUGUGAAGAACAGUCUUUGGAUGAACAAAAGAUAACUGGAAGAAGAGGCAUUGCUGGAUGAAGGUGAUGACGACAAAACAUGACCAGAUCACUAGGCAAGUGAUGAGCCCAAAUGUGACUUUAGGUAGUUUUUAGAAAAUCUUGGGCAGAAAAGGGAAAUCUCUUGUGGCUCAUGAAGAAUGAAAGACACUGGGACCAAAACCUGAAUAUCAGCAUCAGAUGAGCCAAAAAAAACUUUUGCUCUGUUUCUGCUAUUGUACUCUCACCCUACAUCAAUCUUGGCUUCCAAUGUAAAAGAAAAUUUUUGUUACUCAUUAAGAAGACAAUUUUGACUUUUACUAUGUUAAUUAUUUCAAUAUUUUUCAUGCCAGUAAAUAUCUAAGUUAGUAGCUGAUUUUCCCAACAAGGUAUAACUAGUAUUUACUUGUAAUAGAUAAAAAAAUCAUGUAAAUUUUUGUAUAUCUCAGUUUAAAAUGUACAGCAUGGUAUGUGACCAUGGUUUAUAUGCUGCUAUAAGUAACUCAAAUGGUUACUGAUAGUAUACUGUUUGACCUACUGUAACUUUUUCU